GUGGGGGGGUGGAGCAGCAAGGGUUUCUCCCUAUCUGUCUUGCUUUAAGGGGUCUGUAAAAUCUACAAGCCUCAUUCCAGUUCCAACCUUUGGAUGGUCUGGAGCUAGUGUUGGAAAACUUUCUCCUGGGAGUUUCAUUUGCUAGGCUGAGUUACGAUGCCCGAGCCUGCCAAGAAAACAGCCUUCACCAAGAAGCCAAAAUCUGCAGAAGUUCAGGUGGGUGGCUCUGUCUCCUUUGAGGCCGAGACAGACAAGCCGGCCCUUAAGGUGAAAUGGCAAAAAAAUAAUGUUGACAUCAGCCCGAGUGACAGAUUCGUCAUCAAGGCUAAUGGCAAAAGCCACUCGUUGACAAUCAAUAAUGCUGCUGCCGAGGAUGAAGUGGUCUAUUCCGUGAUUGCCGGGACAUCAAAAGUUAAAUUUGAACUGAAGGUCAAAGCACCAGAAAAAACUGAGGAAGCCCCUGCUCCUCCUGCCGCAGAAAGCUCAGCUCCACCUGCCCCCGAAGAAGCUGCCCCAUCUGUUGAAGAAAAGAAAGAGGCUGAGGUUCCUGCACCUGCACCUGCACCUGCACCUCAACCAGAAGUUCCUGUAGAUGAAAUCGGACUAUUCAUUCAGAGACCAACUGAUGGAGAGGUCACUGUCGGGGAAAACAUAAAAUUUACAGCAAAAGUCGCUGGUGCCAACCUGAUGAAGAAGCCAGUGGCCAAAUGGUUCAAAGGAAAAUGGAUGGACUUGUCCACUAAAGUAGGGAAGCACCUUCAGAUCACAGAGACUUACGACCGUAACACCAAGGUGUAUACUUUUGAGAUUAGUAUCAUUAAGGCAAAAAACACAUAUGCUGGUGGAUAUCGUUGUGAGGUUUCCUCCAAGGACAAAUUUGAUAGCUGUAACUUCAACUUGAAUGUUAACGAAGCAUCUAACGCUGGAGAGAUAGAUAUACGUUCCGCCUUCAGACGCACGAGCCUAAUAGGAGGACCGAGGAGGAGGAUUUCGUUUGCUGGAAGUGGAGAUGGCGCAGAAGAAGCCGGAGAACUGGACUUCAGCGCUCUGCUCAAAAAGAGAGACAGUUUCCUGCGCACAGUAAAUCGUAAUGAGGCCAAACAGGAGCAAGCGAUUGAUGUGGAUGUCUGGGAAAUCCUCCGCAAGGCACCUCCUUCUGAAUACGAGAAAAUUGCCUUCCAGUACGGUAUCACUGACCUUCGUGGGCUGCUGAAAAGAUUGAAGAAAAUGAAAAAGGAGGAAAAGAAGAGUGAAGCCUUCUUAAAGAAGCUUGAUCCAGCGUACCAAGUGGAGAAAGGUCAGAAGAUGAAACUGGUUGUGGAAGUGGCCAAUCCGGAUGCUGAAGUCAAAUGGCUCAAGAAUGGUCAAGAAAUCCGUGUCUCUGGCAGCAAAUACAUAUUUGAGAAUAUUGGAAACAAGAGAAUUCUCACCAUCAAUCACUGUUCCUUGGCAGACGACGCUGCCUAUUCGUGUGUCAUUGGAGACGAGAAGUGCUUCACUGAGCUUUUUGUAAAAGAACCUCCCAUUCUGAUUUUACGCCCCCUGGAGGACCAGGCUGUAAUGGUAGGAGAGAGGGUAGAGUUUGAAUGCGAGGUGUCAGAGGAAGGAGCACAAGUCAAAUGGGAGAAGGAUGGGGUAGAAUUGACCAGAGAAGAGACCUUCAAAUACCGUUUCAAAAAGGAUGGGAAGAAACAUUAUCUGAUUAUUAAUGAGACAACAGCGGAAGACAGUGGCAACUAUGUAGUGAAGACCAACGGAGGAGAAUCUGUGGCAGAACUCAUGGUACAAGAGAGGAAGUUGGAAAUCCUACAAGAUGUGGCUGAUCUGACCGUGAAAGCCAAGGAGCAGGCUGUGUUCAGGUGUGAGGUGUCUGAUGAGACGGUGACAGGUAUCUGGGUGAAGAAUGGAAAGGAAGUCGUUCCCAAUGACAGGAUCAAGAUUACACACAUUGGAAGGGUGCACAAACUGACAAUUGACAAUGUGGUUCCCACGGAUGAGGGAGAUUAUUCCUUCAUCCCCAACGGAUUUGCUUUUAACCUCUCUGCAAAGCUACAUUUCAUGGAGGUUAAGAUCGACUUUGUUCCAAGACAAGAACCCCCCAAAAUUAAACUGGACUGUUCUACCCAUAACUCUGAUACCAUCAUUGUUGUUGCUGGCAAUAAGUUACGCCUUGACGUCCCUAUCUCCGGAGAUCCAGCACCCACCGUUGUAUGGACUAAGGGGGAAAAGGUAAUUGAGCAGUUUCAUAUCAAGCCUACCACAGAUGACGAUUUUUCCAGUGACUUGGAUCUUAUUUCCCAGAAUGAUGGCAGAGUCCGUGUGGAAACCUUUGCGGAUCAUUGCGUGUUCAUUAUUGAGGGUGCCGAGAAGCAGGAUGAGGGGACGUACAGUGUGCUAGUGAAGAACCCUGCUGGGGAGGACAAGGCCAACGUUACCAUUAAAGUUAUCGAGGUACCAGAUCCACCCGAGUCACCCCGUAUCCUGAACAUUGGAGAGGAUUACUGCACUGUGCAGUGGGACCCACCCAAGUAUGAUGGAGGUCAGGGAAUUCUGGGCUACAUCUUGGAGAGGAAGAAAAAGAAAAGUUACCGGUGGAUGCGGCUGAACUACGACUUGGUGAAGGAAACGUCAUACGAAUCAAAGAAGAUGAUUGAAGGCGCAAUAUAUGAAAUCCGCAUUUAUGCUGUGAACUCGAUCGGCAUGUCACUUCCCAGUCAGCCUUCUCAACCCUUCAUGCCCAUUGCUCCCACAAGUGAACCCACUAAUCUAACUGUGGAAGACGUCAGUGACACCAGCGUUUCACUGAAAUGGAGACCCCCGGAGAGAAUUGGGGCAGGGGGGCUGGACGGUUACAAUCUGGAAUACUGCAAAGAGGGAUCCUCCGAAUGGGUUCCAGCUCUUGCAGGACUGACAGAGCGAACUUCCAUAAUGGUCCGAGACCUGCCCACGGGCGAACGCCUCAAUUUCAGGGUUCGAGCAAUUAACCUGGCAGGCCCGAGUGAACCAUGCACACUAAAAGAGCCUGUGACUAUUCGGGAAAUAAUGCAACGUCCAAAGAUCUGGCUACCACGAAACCUGAGACAGAAACUGCUGAAGAGGGUUGGAGAAACCGUCAACAUAGUCAUCCCCUUCCAGGGUAAGCCACGCCCCAUAGUAACAUGGCUAAAGGACGGCCAGCCCAUUGACCCUAAACAAGUCGGGUUGAGAAACAGUGAUGUUGACACCAUCCUGUUUAUAAGGACUGCAGAGAGGCGUCACUCUGGACAGUAUCAGCUCAAAAUCCAAAUUGAGAACUGUGAGGAUACAGCCACCAUCGAGAUCCAAAUUGUAGAUAAACCCACUGCACCACAGAACUUGAAGAUUGUCGAAAUUUGGGGAUUCAAUGUUGCCCUGGAAUGGUCUCCACCACAAGAUGAUGGAAAUGCUGAGAUUACAGGGUACACCAUCCAGAAAGCAGACAAAAAGACUAUGGAAUGGUUCACAGUCUUUGAACAUUACCGACGUCUACAUUGUGUGGUGUCAGAUCUGGUUAUGGGUAACGAGUACUACUUCCGAGCAUUCAGUGAAAACAUGUGUGGACUUAGCGAAAAACCUAUAACAUCAAAGAACAGCGCAUACAUCCAGAAAUCUGGAACCUCCUACAAACCCCCCAGUUAUAAAGAUCACGAGUUUGCUGAGGCUCCUAAGUUCACCCACCCUCUUGUGAAUCGUUCUGUGGUGGCCGGGUACAAUGCAACCCUCAGCUGCGCACUGCGAGGGUCACCUAAGCCUAAGGUUUUCUGGUACAAAAACAAGAUGCUCCUCUCGGAAGAACCUCGUUACCGCUCAUUCAGUAAGCAGGGAGUACUUACAUUGGAGUUGAGGAAGCCUAGCCCAUUUGAUGGUGGAGUCUACACAUGUAAAGCAGUGAAUGAGCAUGGAGAAGCCGAGACAGAGUGCCGGUUGGAGGUCCGAGUGCCUCAGUAAGGAUUCUGUUGGUUGAUGGCAGGUAAGUUUGUACUUGAUGUGACAACACCCAGCCAGUGAUAUGUGGAGGGGGGUGAUAUGAGUG
Molecule: messenger RNA, 4051 nt
Organism: Pelobates fuscus (common spadefoot toad)
Lineage: Eukaryota; Metazoa; Chordata; Amphibia; Anura; Pelobatidae
Gene: MYBPC3
Product: myosin binding protein C3
Exons: 34
Coding region: 157-3966 (1269 amino acids)
Molecular function (GO): myosin heavy chain binding
Source: RefSeq, a predicted model, not a curated record